AUGCUUCCGCCAGACUUUAAGCGGAGGAACCCGCUCAGAGUGCGACCUUUCCAAGACUUCGAUGACGCUGCCCCACCGCCAUCCAAUACCCGAAACAGGCUCUUGAACAUGGUCCAUGAGACUGGAGGGUUGAACCCAACGUGGAGGAGAAAGAACAUUGAGGCAUAUAUCGCCCCCAAAGAAGAUGACGAACAGAAGCCUUCGAAGAGGAAGCGCAAGAACAAGAACAAGAAGACGAAAGAGGCAAAGGACGUGAGUCCCGCACUUCUGAAAAGUCAGUAUGACUUGCUGUGGAGUCUGAUACAGGAAGGGCUUCGGGUUGGAUCAGAUGAUCACACAACGGAGUCGGGGAUGGGUUUUGCAACACCAUCGGAGCUUACCAAUGCGAAAGAGCCCAUCGUUCUCGACCCACAUCAACGCCAUGCUAUCCAUAGGGCCCUCCAGAGAUUGCAGGCAUGCCAUCAUGGAACCAUUGUGGCAUACGGCAUGGGUAUUGGCAAGACGCUGGUAGCCGUAGGAUUGUACGCCGUCUUGAAGCAAGACUUUGCCAUGCAUGGGCGUGAUUGGUCCUUGAUUGACAAGACAACUUUGGACGAAGGGCAUGAUUCGCAUGAGUUUGACCGCAAAGUGAGCAUACAAGGAGGGUUUCUGAUCGUUGUCCAAGUCGAUCUCAUUCCCUUAUGGGAGAAGGAGCUCCAGGUGCACUUGGAAAACCCUCCAAGUGUCAUUGUAUACCAUGGACACCAGUCGUGGUACCACUCCACAGCGCAUACUGCAGACGAGCUUGCCGCAGUUGAUGUGGUAAUAACAUCCUAUGAGACGUUACGGUCAGAUUACGAAGAUGCCAUGGCCGCUGCAGCGUCGCACGAAGACUUCUUCAAGACACCGGUUCUCGCACGUUCCCCCACCAUGGUCAUAUACUGGAGGGGCCAAAUCUUGGACGAGGCACAUAAGAUCGCAAACGACAAGACUGGUGUCAACAAGGCUGUAAAUCGCGUUCGACCGUUGAUGCGUCUGCCACUUACGGGUACGCCAUUCCUCAACGAUUACACAGAUAUCCAGUACCAGCUGUCGCUGAUCAAGCUCGCGCCCUGCGACGAUCCGAACUUUUUCGCUUCUCUUUUCCUGUUACAUUCUGCGGCCAACCCAUUCGUAUACCGCACGUUGUCGGGCAAACUCAACAGCGUGCUCUCUCUGGUACUCAAGUUAUACUCUCUCCAGCUAGAUCACGGAAACAUUUUUGAUGGCGAGACGGUUGCUUCCGAGAUCGAUGCGGAAUAUGUUCGACAUGACCACGAAUUGGAAAGCUGGGAGAGAGACGCGCAAGAGAACGUUAAACAACCGUGGCUUCCAAGGUUGGGACCUGGGAGCCGGGCGAGGGUGAGCGGCAAUAGCGGCGAAGAUAUUCUCAAGCUCAUCAUCUUCGCCAGAGUAGCGGCUGUGCACCCCGAAUAUGCUGACACGGGUCACGGAGAGAACGGAAUUGUCAAGGUCGAUUAUCAGGAACUCGACGAUGGUGCAGUAGAAGGCCUCCCCCUGGGCGAGAUUUCGAAGUUGCAGGUGCUCAAGCGUGGCGUGGGUCAAUGCGGCAAUGACGUCAUGGCUAGCGGACCUUGCGACGCGUUCGUUUUGAUCACGCACUCUCUCCAACUCUACCUAAGUAUCUUACAGUCCAGGUUUCGUUCAAACUAG
Messenger RNA from Alternaria infectoria, 1692 nucleotides. RefSeq lists its product as uncharacterized. Lineage: Eukaryota; Fungi; Ascomycota; Dothideomycetes; Pleosporales; Pleosporaceae. Bases 1 to 1692 code for a protein of 563 amino acids. Gene Ontology annotation, molecular function: ATP binding; ATP-dependent chromatin remodeler activity. The transcript has a single exon. The record is from RefSeq and is a predicted model, not a curated record.